Molecule: messenger RNA, 854 nt
Organism: Anopheles bellator
Lineage: Eukaryota; Metazoa; Arthropoda; Insecta; Diptera; Culicidae
Product: transmembrane protein 222
Exons: 3
Coding region: 108-641 (177 amino acids)
Source: RefSeq, a predicted model, not a curated record
UUUGUUGCAUUAGUUUUUGGAAAGAGUCGCCAAAUUUCCAACCUGUCGAGCAAAGGGACAUCGAUUCAGCGUACCCACGGAAACCGCCGAGGGACCGUCGAGUAGGAAUGUCUGAAACUUCCUCCGAGAUGGCCAUUGCCCCGAUCAACGUUGCCGCGGACAAGUUCCCAUUCUGCAUCGUUUGGACACCAAUCCCUGUGUUGUCCUGGUUCUUCCCGUUCAUAGGCCAUAUGGGAAUAGCAAUGUCGAAUGGAGUAAUACGUGAUUUCGCGGGGCCGUACUUUGUCUCGGAAGACAAUAUGGGAUUCGGGCGUCCCACUCGGUACCUGCAGUUGCACCCGAUGCACGCCCUCGGUGGCACGCAAAAAUGGGACGAAUCGGUGAUCAAAGCAUCGGUCACGUACGGGGCCCGGAUGCACAAUCUGUUUUGCGAUAACUGCCACUCGCACGUCGGUCUGGCGUUGUCGCUGAUGCGCUAUAAGGAGUACACCCGCUGGAAUAUGGUUGUGUUGGCGUUCUGGAUGUUCUUCAGGGGUCGCUUCGUUGGGGUGCGCGGAUUCCUCAAAACUUGGUCCCCGUUCGUCGUCAUACUGAUUAUUUGCGGCUUGGUGGCGAUGUACUCGAAAUGGACGAUCGAUUAAUUGUGCAUCGUGUCCCCACACUCCGGGACGGUGACGGGUGUUGUUGAUCGCACCUUCUUCAAUUAUAGGCUAUGCAACGUAGGGGGUUAAAAGGCUGAUAUUCCAGUGCAUUGUCUGCAUAUUGACCGUAGCACGUACAUGUGUAAUUGAAUGUGAAACCAUAUUCAGACACCUGCUAGCACAUGCAGGAAAUAUAUUAAUUUAUUAACGAAA